UGUCAUUGUGCAAAUAAAUUUCACGUGAGCUGCACCCUGGCGGAAUGACUAUCCAAGAAAAUGCAGGACAUACACGUACACAGUGCUGCCUGGGCUGGUAACUUGAGUGCUUUAAAAGAUGCCAUCAAGAGGGGAGAGGAUGUCAACAGUGUGGAUAGGGAUGGGUGGACUCCACUCAUGUUGGCUGCCAUGGGAGGUCACACUGACUGUGCUGGAGAGCUGCUCUCCUCAGGAGCCGUGGUGGACCUGGCUAACAAGGAUGGGUGGACUCCACUCAUGGCGGCAGCCAGCUGUGGUCACACUGACUGUGCUAGAAAGCUGCUCUCCUCAGGAGCCGUGGUAGACCUGGCUGACAAGGAUGGGGACACUUCACUCAUAAGGGCAGCCAUGGGAGGUUACACAGACUGUGUUAAAGAGCUGCUCUCCUCAGGAGCUGUGGUGGACCUGGCUAACAAGGAUGGGUGGACUCCACUCAUGUUCGCUGCCAUGGGAGGUCACACUGACUGUGCUGGAGAGCUGCUCUCCUCAGGAGCCGUGGUGGACCUGGCUAACAAGGGUGUGAGUACUCCACUCUAUUGGGCAGCCAGAGGAGGUCACACUGACUGUGUUAAAAAGCUGCUCUCCUCAGGAGCCGUGGUGGACCUGGCUAACAAGGAUGGGUGGACUCCACUCAUGUUGGCUGCCAUGGGAGGCCACACUGACUGUGCUGGAGAGCUGCUCUCCUCAGGAGCCGUGGUGGACCUGGCUAACAAGGAUGGGGAGACUCCACUCAUGGCGACAGCCAGCUGUGGUCACACUGACUGUGCUAGAAAGCUGCUCUCCUCAGGAGCCGUGGUAGACCUGGCUGACAAGGAUGGGGACACUUCACUCAUAGGGGCAGCCAUGGAAGGUCACACCGACUGUGCUAGAGAGCUGCUCUCCUCAGGAGCCGUGGUGGACCUGGCUAACAAGGAUGGGUAUACUCCACUCUAUUGGGCAGCCAUGGGAGGUUACACCGACUGUGUAAGAGAGCUGCUCUCCUCAGGAGCCGUGGUGGACCUGGCUAACAAGGAUGGGUGUACUCCACUCUAUUGGGCAGCCUAUAAAGGGCACACUGACAGUGUUAGAGAGCUGCUCUCCUCAGGAGCCGUGGUGGACCUGGCUGACAAGGAUGGGAACACCCCACUCAUGGUAGCAGCCUACAUGGGACACGAAGAUACUGUGAAGGAGCUUCUAUCGUCAGGGGCUUCCCCUCUCUGCUCUAAUAAUUAUGGAUACACUGCUCUGAUGAACGCCAAGGAAUCACCUCACUCUAACCCUUCAGUAAUAAAGCUGCUUAAGGAAGCUGGUGAAUCUCAUUCACGUCCGCAGUCUGUUCCAGUCCUACCCAAGAACUGGACUGUCGUUACUGACACAGAAACGAAGAAGCCAGUCUACCAGAACAAGGCAGCAGGGGAAACCCUCUACACACCACCUGGAUAUCCCCUGCACCAAACCUCCGCACACCCUGAUGUCACUUUUUUUGGCGAGCCUCAAGAGAAGGAGUUCACCUCCAGUGGUGGCCUUGCUGACUUUGACAAUGGAGUUCAAGUGACUGUUCCAGCUAAUGCUGUCCCAGCAGGGACCUCUGUGAGCAUUAAAGUCCAACCCAGCCUUGCACCCAAGGAUGUGUUUGUGAUGCCUGAGGGCAUUCGAUCAGCCAGUCCGUCCUACUUGAUCUCUGGUGAAGGUCUAAACGGAGAGGUGACCCUGAGCAUGGAGCAUCAUGUACGAGUGUCCACCCAACAAGAAGCUGAUGACCUCCUCUUUCUCCAAGCUGACUCGUCUCCGAAGAAAUCUGGAUCAAUAAAUGUGUACAAGUACCAGGAGGUACAAGAGGGAGGGUCGAAGGCAGAGUUUACUCCUGGAGGGAACACUGGGAGACUGACCAGACGUUUGUCAAAGAAGAAAUUCGUUAAAGUUGGUUUUCGAAAUAGAAUAAAGGAACGUUCUGGUUUUGGAACUCGAAGAAAGAAAUGGUUUAGAGGUUCAUCCCAACUUGCUGCCAGCCAGUCUGAUGACCCCCCAGAGCCUGAGAGUCCACCUAACCUCUACACUGUCAGAGUCUACCGGUCUCCUCCACACACAACUGAGGACAGGCUAGCCAUCAUUGUAGCCAGUCUCUGUGGGAGCUUAUACUCUAAGUUUCUAGAGACACUUGAUAAAGUGAUAAUCCCACGAGACUAUCCCAAUGUGUCGAGAGAAGUGGCUGACAGGACGACUCAAGAAUCACUGACGUUUGUUGAUAUGUGUGCCACUCUCAACAUUCACCCAGUGCAGGGAUGGUCUGUGGAACCAGACAAGAAAUUGAUAUCACAUAGUGAAGUGGAUAAGCCUGAGGUGGAGAAGUUCAGACCUGAGGAUAUCCACAACUACCCUCCCAGGAUAAUCUGCAGGCUCUUCCCUGAGGAGAAUGCUCCCAAGAGAACCACUUUUACCAUCUCCUUGUUUGGACUCCUGCCACCGGUCGAAUUUUACAUACCAUUGACAGCACUCACCCCCAAAGUUGCUGUGGAUACUACUAAACUACAGGAGGCCACUGAUGAGUUGAGAAGGUCUGCCCUGGCAGUGAGUGACACACAACUUGGCUUUACUGUGAAGAGUGUAGUGUCUCUGAUGGAGAGAAUGACUGCUGCUCUGAGGGCAUCUUCUCUGAGUGAGGUGACAGACCACACUGACUCCAUACGGACAGAGAUAGCAUCUGUCCUUGUAGUGACCAGGAGGGUUGUCGAGGAGUGUACAGUACAGAGCAUCAGUGAGAACAUGGGAGCCAGUCUCUCUAAGAUGGAGACUUUAUCUCACCAGCUUUGUAUGGUGGCUAAGGUCAAACUGAGAAACUGUCAAGAAGACCAGUCAGAGGAGACAGCUGCUCUUGUUGACCUGGUGGAGAAUGGAGCUAAUCUGUUGAGAGCUGUGGACUGUCUACUCAGGGACAUCCACACACUCAGUGGAGUUAGUGGUAACGCUGGCUACAGUGUGCUGGUGAGCUGCAGUGAGAAGAUAGUCCAGUCACUCUCUGAGGACCCGAAGGCCUUGGCCCUCCACCUCCUGUCAGCUGAGCUCAUCACUGUGUCCAUUCUUGAGAAAACCAACGAGUAUGUGAAUGAGACCAAGAGAGAGAAGGCCACCAGACUGUACACUACCCUGCUGGGUGUGGUCAAACACCACCCCCACAAGUACCACAAGUUUGUCUCCACUCUCAGACUCGACCCACUACACACUGACUUGGUCACACUAUUAGAUAGCAAGUACACGUAGUUUGUCAGCUAACCCAAUUAAUAGUGAUGUAUGAUCGUGCAUAUAAUUAUAAUUUUCUUUAGAUUGCUUACUAUAAUUAUGUUAAUUAUUAUGCCUUUGAACAAAAUUUGUUUGUAAAAAAAUCCGUCAAUUGCACGUUAUUUUCCCAAAAUGUACAUAAUUAUACCUUUCAUC
Halichondria panicea is the source of this 3450-nucleotide messenger RNA. Its product is annotated as ankyrin-2-like. Bases 61 to 3276 code for a protein of 1071 amino acids. Gene Ontology annotation, biological process: protein localization to ciliary inversin compartment. The transcript has 23 exons. Gene Ontology annotation, molecular function: protein binding. NCBI's taxonomy places the organism in Eukaryota, Metazoa, Porifera, Demospongiae, Suberitida, Halichondriidae. The record is from RefSeq and is a predicted model, not a curated record. Gene Ontology annotation, cellular component: ciliary inversin compartment.